This is a messenger RNA of Eimeria tenella, 2858 nucleotides long. RefSeq lists its product as uncharacterized. The annotation marks the transcript as partial. The record is from RefSeq and is a predicted model, not a curated record. Gene Ontology annotation, molecular function: transcription coactivator activity. Gene Ontology annotation, cellular component: mediator complex. Gene Ontology annotation, biological process: regulation of transcription by RNA polymerase II. The transcript is spliced from 9 exons. NCBI's taxonomy places the organism in Eukaryota, Apicomplexa, Conoidasida, Eucoccidiorida, Eimeriidae.
UUUUUCUUCUCCUUUCCCGAGAGUGGCCUUCUGACGCCUACUGCAGAGCACUUCAGCCGGUUGCGGCGAAGGCCGCAGACAUGGACGGAAAAGACCUGCUGCGGUUUUGCCGUGUCAUAGAGGCCCGGCGCAAGCGCCGGGCAGCAGCAGCAGCAGCAACAGCAGCAGCAGCAAGCGCUCCUGCAGUUGCUGCCACAGAGGCUGCUGCCAUGGCAGAAGAUGAAGACGACUUAGCAGCAGCAGCAGCAGCAGCAGCCGCUGCGGGCAGCGCUGCGUCUCAUCCACAGAGCCACCUACAGCAGCAACAGCAGCAUAGCAGCAGCGCCGACAGCAAGAAUGGCAGCAGCAGCAGCAGCAAAGAAACAUAUGCGGAAAGCGAAGCGCUGCAAGAGCUGCUGCCUCGUGUGGGCCGCCAGCUGGCUGCGAUGCCAUUGCGAUCAAUGCUGGAAGUCUUGACAGCAACGGGAGGAGAUAUGCGCGUCGUUGCUGCUGUCGUGCUGAAGCUGCGUAACUCUGCUGCUGCUGCUGCACCACCAGAUCUUGCUGCUGCUGCGAAGGCGCUUGCUGCAGCUGCAGUAGUUGACGCCAAGGCCUUUCAGGAGCUGGACAAGUACUGCGCAGAAUGCUUCAGCUUGUGGAACCCCACAGACCUCGCGGCCCUCAUUGCAGCAGCAGCAGAGCUGCAUGUUUUGCUGCCCGAGACGCUGCAGCAGCUUGCAGUGCAUGCACAGACUGUUGUUGCCAGAGCACCCCUGGAGGACCUCACGCUGCUGCUGCUUGGGUGUCUCCGCCUGCACCGUGUCCCUCAGUCUUUUCGCUCUGCAGCAGCUUUGCGGCUAAACGCUGCGGCCGACAGCUGGCAGCAGCAGCAGCUGCCGCUGCAGCAGCGGCAGCAACUGCAGCUGCGAAAGGAUAUAGCCGAGCUAUCUCCUGCAGCUGCAGCAGACCUUGUCGCAGCAGCAGUGUUUCUGAAACUGUUCCUUCCAAAUGAGACGGUGCAAUUGCUGCUGCUGCAGGCCCCUCCGCAUGAGCUCGAGCUUCAGCGCCUAGCGCAGCUGCUGGGGGCCCUUACCCAACAAGCUGCAAAGGGGGCCCCCUUGCCUCUCAGUUUCCUGCUGCUGUCAGCCAACAGAAUUACAAGUCGCAUUGCUCCUGCUGCGCUGCAGUUGAUGCAGCGGCAAGCAGCGCAGCAGCGACAGCAGCAGCAGUGGCAUCUGCAGGAGCAGACCGAAAGCAGCCAUUCUUCAGCAGCAGCAGUAGCCGUGGACCCAGUUAGCUGCUGCACUCUCCUGCAUGCGCUUGCGUAUGGCACAGCUGCAGCAGCCUCUGCAGCAAAAGACCUGGCGCUUCCUUUGAUUGCAGCUCAGAAGCUGCUGCAGGCAGUCUAUGUGCUGCAGCAGCAGCAGCAGGACCUUCAAGUCUAUCCACAGUCGCUUGUGGACUUCCUCAAGGCCCAGCAGCUAACUGCAGCCCUCUUCAGCGUACCCGGAAGACAUACUGCAGCAGCAGCAGAUUCUGGGCCUGAACCUGAAGCAGCUGCAGCAGCAGCAGCGGCCGUCCGCGCUGUUGCUGCAGCGGCUGCUCCAGCAGCUACUGUGGAGGCAACAGCAGCUUCCCCUGCUGAAGCUAGACUUGAAAUACCCUUCAAGGCCAACUUGCAAGUGGGGGAUUGGAAAAAAACUCUUUGUAAGGAGCUUCAGGACCUGCGAGACUCCUUUGUGCGUGCUGCAGCUGCUGAAGGCGCAGCUGCAGCAGAAGCAGACACAGCGGCAACAGCGCCGGGAGAAGCAGCAGCAGCAGCUGCUGCUGCUGCUGCCAAUACUGCAGCAGACUCUUUGUUGCCAGAAGGCAGAGACCUGUGGCGUCGCGCUGCCAACGCGGAAACGCUGCGCAAAAUCGUCGAAACCGUGGCGCAGCAGCAACAGCAGCAGCAGCAGCACCAGCAGCGGGGUUUCUCUUCGCGGCAGCUUUUCUCUCUUGCCUAUUCCGUGGGGUCAACUUCGCUGCUAGGUCCUCUUCAGGACACUCUUUGCACUGCUCCGUUUUUUUGCUGCUGCGAACAAAGUACAGCAGCAGCCGCUGCAGCAGGUGCUGCAGCAACGGCGGCUGCAGCGCCUGCCGCCUCUUCAGCAGCUCCAGCAAGGCUGCAGAGAGAAGUUCUGGGGAUCUUGCUUAGUGUUCUGCAGCAGCAGCAGCAACAACUACCGGCCCCUAAAAGCACUGCUGAAGCGUUGCAGCAAUACGCUGUCAGCAGCUACUGCAUGCGCGUGCUCUCUAUGCCCCUGGCCCACAACUUUGGCCCAGAGGGCCAGCUCGAGGUGGGGGUCCCCCUGCAUGGGGCCCCCCUGCAUGGGACCCCCCUGCCUGGGGCCCCCCUGCCAGCUGGGGGCCCCCCAGCCCUGCAGCUAAGGGCCCCCCGGGUAGAGCAGGAGCUGUUUUCUGUGCUAAAGGAGGAGGGAGUCUCAGUGGUGCUGGGGCCCCGGGUGGUCCCCUGGGUCUGUGUUGCUGCUGCUGAGACCAGCAGCAGCACAGCCUACUGCUACCUGCCGCCCUCCAGCCUGUGUGCUUCGGCGCGGCUAGUAGCAGCAGCAGCAGCAGCAGAGACGGAGGCGCAGCAGCAGACAGGCACCAAAGUGCAGCGGCUAAAGGUGGAGACGGACGGCCUGGGCUUUGUCUGGGUCGGGGGCUGCAGCACAGUGCAGCAAGACACUGCUGCAGCACUAAAAGCCCUUCAGUGGUGGGGCUGGACUAUUUUGCUGCUGCCCCACACUCUCUGGGAGGGCCAGGCUUCCCCGAGGCAGCGCGCGGAGGCCCUCAAGAGGGCCCGCGAGAGGGCCUCAGGGCCCCGUGCAGCAUAG